This is a messenger RNA of Exophiala xenobiotica, 678 nucleotides long. RefSeq lists its product as uncharacterized. NCBI's taxonomy places the organism in Eukaryota, Fungi, Ascomycota, Eurotiomycetes, Chaetothyriales, Herpotrichiellaceae. The record is from RefSeq and is a predicted model, not a curated record. Bases 1 to 678 code for a protein of 225 amino acids. The transcript has 2 exons.
AUGGCGUUGACGCGCAAGAAGAGUUUCCUAUUCUCCAACGAGAUGGUCACGCUUGCGUUGGAUGAAGGCAAGAUCGCUGUACACAAUGAAGUGCUCAUGCAGAGUGCAUACUUCCAACGGUGGCUUACGCCCAUGGAACAGACACCCGUAGCAAAAGGCGUUUUGCACAUACAAGGGUACAAGAAAGCCACAGGCAUCGAAAUGGCGAACUGGCUAUACUCUGCAACAUCCUCCAGCUUCACUUCUGACACGCUGAAUACCACCGGCACAGAAGCGGUGGAGCGUGGUUGGCGACUUGUCGAUGCAUACCGGCUUGCUAGGGAUACCGAACUGGAAGAAUGGCAGAACCACCUGGCUGAUGCUUUCUUAGAAAUAGCGGAUCAAGACGUACCGUGGAUGAGAUACCUACAACGUCUCUGCACACCCGAAGAGCCCGAUACUGGGCUGGUCGGACUCUUGUUCACAGCGCUUGCCCGGGAUAUUCGCCGUCAUGGCUGGGAAGAGUACAUGAACAAAAUUGAAACGAGCUUAGUGAAGGCGCUUCACGGGAAUGGCAAAUUUGCUACACGCCUGAUGAAACGAGUACUGGAGUCGGAGGGUGUGAGCGAGAAGAGUUUCAAGGCAACGAGUUGCAAAUGGCACAUUCAUAAUCAUACACCUCAGUGUGCAGGCAUCUGA